AAAACAAGACUAGUAAGUAAGAGAUAAAAGCGCAGCAAAAAUAAUAUAGAACAGUUAAAUUAGAACAAUUUCAGAAGUUUGAAACCUAAUAGUCGAAAUAAAGAAGUAAUGACUGUUUUGGUUUCGGUACAGUGUACUUCAAAAGUUUAAUAGAUUUUUUUUAAGCCUUUUUCUAUUGUUUCCUUUUCCUUUAACAAAGAGUUUUUUUUUCUGAAACGCUGUGAUUUCAUGUCUUAACAAACAAAAAAUCUAACAUGGAGGAUUUCUGUGUUCUUUUGGUUUUCCAGCCUGAGUUUAGUCUCAAAAUAGCAGACGCUUGAGAUGAUGGCAGACUGAUCCAAAAAUAAAUAAGUGGAGGAACGUACUUCAGUUAAAUGAUAAACUGUAAAAUGCUGUUGAAACUCCAGCAGCUUCUGUGGUUUGAUGCUUCUGUCUCCAAAUUCAUGCAUUCCACAUAUUUAAAUAGGAAGAAGCUCAUUUAUUUUAAAAUAUAUUUAAUUUCCUGAUUAAAAUCUGCAAAGUGUGAAGAUCCAGAGGACCUGGAAGCUUUCAGCUGCUAUCAACAGCAUGCAUGACACGAAGAAGCGGGUAACAUUUGUGUAACAGCAGCCGGCCUCCGAGCCGAGCCAGAGCCAAAUUUAGCCUGAUUUAUGAGACUGUUUUGUUUGACUUGAUGAUUUUACUUCUUAAACGUCGAUGCGAUAGAAAAGCCUUUCUGUGUGAGCACAUGUGCUGCAUCACUUAACGUCUAGAGUGUCAACCAGCAGAGAUAGAUUUGACUGAUGUUUUUAUUUCUUUGCUUAGAUUUACCCCAUUGACCCCACAUUACCCCCACCCACACCCCACUGAAAACACACCUGUCAGAUCAUUGGUUCCCAACACCACGGCCCCGCCUCCACACUGCCUUCUUUAUAAAGACGUCCGAGCAGGACAGCUGAGUUUCCCCAUCAGUUCCUCCAUUUUGAAACUUCCUUCACUUUCAGUUUUAUUUCUAUUUUGCUAAAGUUAUUGUAAAUUUCCACAUUUGAGAGGAACGUCCUUUAAAGCUGUCAGAAAGCCUCUCUCUGCUCGAUUUGUGUCAUCUGCAAACGCUAAUGGAUCUCCCGGACUUCCCCUUCCCUCUCUCCUCCACCGUUGACCUCUAUGACCCCUGUUUUGCCACCAGUGACCUGAACUUUUUUGAGGACCUGGACACCCGACUGUCACACAGCAGCCUGCUGAAGAUGGAGGACCAAAGUCACUGCCACGUUCCAACUGCAGAGGAGGAGGAGGAGGAGGAGGAGGACCAGCACGUGAGGGCCCCCGGGGGCCCCCACCAGGCCGGACACUGCCUGCUCUGGGCCUGCAAGGCCUGCAAGAGGAAGACGACGCACGCAGAUCGAAGGAAAGCUGCAACCAUGCGGGAGAGACGGAGGCUCAGCAAAGUCAACAACGCUUUUGAGACGCUGAAACGCUGCACAGCAUCCAACCCCAGCCAGCGCCUCCCCAAGGUGGAGAUCCUGCGCAACGCCAUCAGCUACAUCGAGUCCCUGCAGGCCCUGCUGAGGGACGAACAGGACGACAGCUUCUGUCCUCCACUGGAUCAGUUCAGCAGCGAGUCUGACGCCUCUAGUCCACACUCCACAUGCUCUGAGGGCGCGAUGGAUUUUAUCCGUUUGAGUUGUGGUAGAGCUGAAAACAGCGAGGCCUCCUGCAACCAGACAGCUGACGGCUUCAGCAGGAAGACGUCAAUCAUAUCCAGUUUGGACUGUUUGUCCAACAUUGUGGAGAGGAUCAGCUCCGACCCAGCUGCAGGUCCGGGGUCGCCUAGCAGCACCCUUGCUGCCCCCAAUUCCCCUGCAGAUCCCUGCAGCAGCUGAACCCCCGCCUCCAGGAAGAACCACUGCAAACCCAUCUUUCUUCAGAACUCAAUCAGCUAAAGCCCUCCCCGACUUAUGGAGCAGAUGAAGACAUUUCAAAAGCAGCUUCCACAGUUCCAGGAGUGUUUUUCAGAAAAUAAAAGUUGAAUCUUUAAAGCAUAAAAGGAGAAUUUGCAAAAAAAAAAAGAAAAAAAAGCUAAUAG
Molecule: messenger RNA, 2062 nt
Organism: Oryzias melastigma (Indian medaka)
Lineage: Eukaryota; Metazoa; Chordata; Actinopteri; Beloniformes; Adrianichthyidae
Product: myoblast determination protein 1 homolog 1
Exons: 3
Coding region: 1095-1859 (254 amino acids)
Biological process (GO): muscle organ development; regulation of transcription by RNA polymerase II; positive regulation of myoblast differentiation
Molecular function (GO): RNA polymerase II cis-regulatory region sequence-specific DNA binding; DNA-binding transcription factor activity, RNA polymerase II-specific; protein dimerization activity
Source: RefSeq, a predicted model, not a curated record